AAAAAGAAUCCUCUUCAGUCUCGGAAAACCCUUAUUCACCAUAAGCCCUCAUCUCAUCCCCUAUCUCUGCGCCCUCUACCUUCCUUCGCUGAGCCCUCAAAUCUUCGGAGACGACAAAUGGCAGCGGCCACCAUGGCAGCUACAGCCGCCCGAUCACUCCUAUCCAUCGGAUCAACCACCAAAUCCACCUGCUUUCUCCUCUCCAAACGCUUCUACUCUUCCACAGUAUCCAAGCCCCCACCCCUACCCGGAUUCGUUAGGCCGGCAUCGUCCACCCGGCCCAACUCCUCACCUUCCAUUUCCCAUGCCCUUCGUUUCAUCGUUCCUGCAACUAUCCGUCUCAACCCUGUCCGAUGCAGAGUUAACCGCCCCGGCUCCGCCUACUCGCCUCUCAACUCCGGGUCAAACUUCAGCGACCGUCCCCCAACUGAAAUGGCUCCGCUUUUCCCCGGUUGCGAUUACGAGCACUGGCUUAUUGUUAUGGACAAGCCCGGCGGCGAAGGCGCUACUAAGCAGCAAAUGAUCGAUUGCUAUGUACAAACCCUAGCCAAAGUCCUCGGCAGUGAGGAGGAAGCAAAGAAGAAGAUAUAUAAUGUUUCAUGCGAAAGAUAUUUCGGUUUUGGGUGUGAAAUUGACGAGGAAACCUCCAACAAGCUUGAAGGACUGCCUGGUGUUUUAUUUGUUCUUCCGGAUUCCUACGUCGAUGCUGAGAACAAGGAUUAUGGAGCCGAGCUUUACGUGAAUGGGGAGAUUGUUCAAAGGUCCCCAGAGAGGCAAAGGAGAGUGGAGCCAGUACCCCAAAGAGCCCAAGACAGACCAAGAUACAAUGACCGCACCCGUUAUGUGCGGCGCCGCGAAAAUAUGCGGUGAAUUAUUAACUGAACUUUGGUUGAAGGACUCUGUAUGUUAUCUAGUGGAUGAAAGUUCAGUCAUGAAAUGGUUGUAUUUAGAUGUCAUGUUUGGGAUUUGCGCUGUUUUGAAGGUUAUAUGACAACAAAGUGAGCCAUGUAGGUUUUUCUGAACUUCAAAUGGUAGUCUGGUGGAGAUUUAGAUUACUUUUGUUUUCAUUCUCCUUUGUAGUGCAAUUAAUCUUCUGCUGCA
Molecule: messenger RNA, 1101 nt
Organism: Coffea eugenioides
Lineage: Eukaryota; Viridiplantae; Streptophyta; Magnoliopsida; Gentianales; Rubiaceae
Product: multiple organellar RNA editing factor 2, chloroplastic-like
Exons: 4
Coding region: 118-870 (250 amino acids)
Biological process (GO): cytidine to uridine editing; mitochondrial mRNA modification
Cellular component (GO): mitochondrion
Source: RefSeq, a predicted model, not a curated record